UAUAAAUAGCCCGGCCCACGCUCCGGGAGCGGCGGCACUGAAAUAGCACCGAGCCCGCGCCUCCAGACGGGAGCCCCGAUGGGACGGGAGCCGGCACCGAGCAUCCCCCGAGGCACGACCCGCGGCGGGGGCUCCCCGCGGGGCCGAGCCGCGGAGCCCACCGGCUGUCCCCCCACCUCUCCGCUCGGUGCCGGUGCCCGGGGCCGAGCCCCCCGUUCACCGGGGCGGCGCUGCCGCCGGGGCCGGGGCUGCCGUGCCCGUGCCCGCCCCCGGGCGCGCCCGCCUCGGCGGCGCGGGAGGAGGCGGCGCGGAGCAGCGGCGGCGCCCGCACGGGGAUGGCGUCUCCGGGAGCGCUGGAACCGGCGGCCGGCAGCGUGCCCGGCACCAAGGUGGAGCUCACCGUGUCCUGCCGGAACCUGCUGGACAUGGACACCUUCUCCAAGUCUGACCCAGUGGUCGUCCUCUUCGUGCAGGGCGCGGGGAGCAGCGAGUGGAAGGAGUUUGGGCGCACCGAGGUGAUCGACAACACCCUGAACCCCGACUUCGUCCGCAAGUUUGUCCUUGACUACUACUUCGAGGAGAAGCAAAACCUCCGCUUCGACGUCUACAACGUGGACUCCAAGAGCUGCUCCAUCUACAAGCAGAAGGACUUCCUGGGGCAGGCGUUCGUGGCGCUGGGGGAGGUGAUCGGGUCCCAGCGGGGCCGCCUGGAGAGAGCCCUCACGGGGGUCCCAGGGAAGCGGUGCGGGACCAUCCUGCUGCUGGCCGAGGAGCUGAGCAACUGCAGGGACAUCGUCACGAUGCAGCUGUGCGCCAACAAGCUGGACAAGAAGGACUUUUUCGGGAAAUCCGACCCCUUCCUCGUCUUCUACCGCAGCAACGAGGACGGCACCUUCACCAUCUGCCACAAGACGGAGGUGGUGAAGAACACGCUCAACCCGGUGUGGCAGCCCUUCACCAUCCCCGUGCGCGCCCUCUGCAACGGGGACUACGACCGCACGGUGAAGAUCGACGUGUACGACUGGGACCGGGACGGGAGCCACGACUUCAUCGGGGAGUUUGCCACCAGCUACCGGGAGCUGUCCCGAGCACAGAGCCAGUUCACGGUGUAUGAGGUGCUGAACCCUAGGAAGAAGUGCAAGAAGAAGAAAUACGUCAACUCCGGCACCGUGACUCUGCUCUCCUUCUCUGUCGAGUCCGAGUUCACCUUCGUUGACUACAUCCGAGGCGGGACGCAGCUCAAUUUCACCGUCGCCAUCGACUUCACGGCCUCCAACGGGAUGCCGUCGCAGCCCACCUCGCUGCACUACGCCAGCCCCUACCAGCUCAGCGCCUACGCCCUGGCGCUCAAGGCCGUCGGGGAGAUCAUCCAGGACUACGACAGCGACAAGCUCUUCCCGGCCUACGGCUUCGGCGCCAAGCUGCCGCCCGACGGCAAGAUCUCCCACCAGUUCCCCCUGAACAACAACGAGGACAACCCCAGCUGCGCCGGCAUCGAGGGCGUGCUCGAGUCCUACCUGCAGAGCCUGCGCACCGUGCAGCUCUACGGGCCCACCAACUUCGCCCCCGUCAUCAACCAGGUGGCCGGGACGGCCGCCCAGGUGACGGACGGCUCCCAGUACCACGUCCUCCUCAUCAUCACUGACGGUGUCAUCUCCGACAUGCUGCAGACCAAGGAGGCCAUCGUCACCGCUUCAGCGCUGCCCAUGUCCAUCAUCAUCGUGGGAGUGGGGCCAGCUGAGUUCGAGGCCAUGGAGGAGCUGGACGGCGACGAGGUGCGGGUGUCCUCGCGGGGACGCUACGCCGAGAGGGACAUCGUGCAGUUCGUGCCGUUCCGGGACUACGUGGACGACUCGGGCAACCAGGUGCUGAGCAUGGCGCGCCUGGCCAAGGACGUGCUGGCCGAGAUCCCCGAGCAGCUCCUGUCCUACAUGAAGACCCGCGACAUCAAGCCGCGCCGCGCCGACCCGCAGUAGCCCCGCACCGGGGGGCCGGUGGGCAGCGGGGAGGCCCCGCUGUGGGGCUGCCGGUGCGGGGCCGCCCGGCUCCGCCGGGUCCCCGCAGCCCUCGGUGGGGGGGUCCCGGGAUGCGGGGCCGGGGCUGUACCGGCGGUACCGGCUGUAAAUAAAGCGCUGCAACCGGA
Messenger RNA from Oxyura jamaicensis (ruddy duck), 2143 nucleotides. RefSeq names its product copine family member 9 (gene CPNE9). Lineage: Eukaryota; Metazoa; Chordata; Aves; Anseriformes; Anatidae. Gene Ontology annotation, cellular component: plasma membrane. Bases 336 to 1976 code for a protein of 546 amino acids. The transcript is spliced from 22 exons. Gene Ontology annotation, molecular function: calcium-dependent phospholipid binding. The record is from RefSeq and is a predicted model, not a curated record. Gene Ontology annotation, biological process: cellular response to calcium ion.